Molecule: messenger RNA, 270 nt
Organism: Dracunculus medinensis (Guinea worm)
Lineage: Eukaryota; Metazoa; Nematoda; Chromadorea; Rhabditida; Dracunculidae
Source: the annotation of a GenBank genome assembly
AUGUAUCAAAAAUACCUCUUACUGAUGCCCCAAGUAAAAGUAUGCCUCGAAAAGUUCUCCAAAUCUACAUUAGGAUAUACGAUUCGAGAAUGUUCGUUGGAUAUAACCGUCCAACUGCCUGAAAAGACUGCCAAAACACAAAUGUCAGGAGAUCCUGGCUAUCGAAUGUUUAGGGAGUAUACAACACUAGCACCAGGGAAGACAAAAAUCGCUAUUGGAGUGAUAUGGCCUUGGAGACGAUUAUUUAAGUUAAGUCUUCCUUCUUCAUAA